GGAGCAGAGAAGAGGCUGCCAGUGAGAAAUUCAGCAUCAGGCAUCUGUGGGGGUCUGCAGGAGGAAGGAGGCAGGAUCAAGGAGAAAGCAAACAUGGACUUACAUUAUGAUUGUGCCGAGUCCCCAGCAGCCGAGCAGCCAUCAGGGAAAAUUAAUAAGACUGCCUUUAAAUUAUUUGGCAAGAGGAAAUCUGGCAGUGGCAUGCCCACCAUAUUCGGUGUGAAAAACAAGGGUGACAGCAAAGGCACUGGCAAAAUAGGAAUGGUACGGAGCAAGACCCUGGAUGGAUUGGCUGAUGUCGUGCUGGAAAGCAACAAGAAAGAGGAGCCGUGCACCGAAGCCGGGGCUGGUCAGCUGAACCCCGAAAAAAGCCCCAAGGUUUUAACAAUAAACGCAGAUGUUUCAUCCAACAGCUCCGUGGCCAAGUCACACAGCUUCUUCUCUCUGCUGAAAAAGAAUGGGAAAUCUGAGAAUGUCAGAGGAGAGCAGGCAGAGCAGAAAGCUGGCAGCAGACAAAAGAGAGGACUGAAGGGGCUGUUUAACAGCAUGAGAUGGAGUAAAAAAGAUAAAAGCUAUAAGGACGACAAAGAAGGGGCUUCGGAAAGCCAGCCUGGCCUAAUUUUGCCCAGCUCGUUGACUGCUAGCUUGGAAUGCAUUAAGGAGGAAACACAAAAACCUUUGUGUGAAAAGGGAAAAAGCACAGAGGAUAUUCCAGCUGAUGUACCCUUGGCAGAGCACAGUGGGGACGUAAACACCUCAGCAGAGGAGAAUUCCCUAAAGGCAAGUGAGGAAUCUCCCUGCUCAGCACUCAUUACUGAACAACCCCAGCUAGAGGAUGCCCCACUCGCCCAGCUCCAGGAGAACCUUUGCCAGCUGCCCCAGCCAGAGGUGGAGACCCUCCAGAAUAACAAAGAUGAACACGUAACAGGAUGCGGAGAUGUUAUUGCUGACCAAGAUGAUGAUGGAGGGAGCAGCAUGGGGUCAAAGUUGGUGCCAGGUAAUGGCAAGAAAGUCAUGUCCAAGAAGAACACAAAUAUUGUUGCCUACCAGGGCGGAGGGGAGGAGAUGGCCAGCCCAGAGCAAGUGGAUGAGACUUAUGUCCAAGAACUUUUCAGUAUGAUACCUCCUUCAGAGGGGGCAAGUGAAAAAACAGAAAAGGUCAAUGGCACUACACAGGCCUCAAGGGAGGUCAAAUGCAGUGACAGUGCCCAGGAUAGAAAUGCUAUCAAGCCAAGCAAGUUAAAGCAGGUGCCCGUUUAUCGCAAAGAGCGGGGAGAUCAAAACAGCAAAGCAAAUGAGAAGCGACAGUGUCUACGCAACAGUGAUGAGGGUUACUGGGAUUCACCAACGCCAGGUCAAGAAGAAGAAGAGCCCAGGAGUGUGGGAAAACAAGCCCUUGCCAGAGACAGCUGUAGCGGAGAUGCCCUGUAUGACCUAUAUACAGAUCCUGAUGAAAGCAUAGCCAAAGCACAGGUGGAGGAACCCCCACUCAGCCAUUCCCACUCCAAACCCCUAUCUCCUGUAACCACAUCAUGCCCAGUAAAAACAGCCAGCUCCAACAAAGAAUCCAAGAUCCCCAUCAGCAUUAAACAUCUGCCCGUUCACACUACAAACCAGGGGACUGACAGUAGCAGUGGCUCUGCCACUGGGCAUCCACAUCCGGUGAAAAGUGAACUACCCAGAACCAAAAUCCCAGUCUCCAAGGUACUGGUACGGAGGGUCAGUAAUAAGGCCAUAACAGAGACAGCAGCAGGUAAAAGAGCCAUCCAUGAUCCUGCCAGAAAACAUCACUGACACUGUGGGAAAAGCAAGUCAAAGCAAUGGUGGUGGUUGUUGUUGCUGCUUUACAGCCGGCUCCUACUUAAACGGAUCAUUUCAUUUAACAAAUAAAUGACAACUUAAUCAAUUAACCCAGGGCAAAUCCUCAAAUCAAAUUUUUUUAAUACUUGCUACACCAGAUUAUUUUCUGUUUUGUUUUCUACAUUUGUACGGUUCUGGUAAAACUACUGGGCAUCCCAUUUGGAUGUUUAUUUUUUUCCCUUACAAUUCAGAUGAUCUAUGUUUAGUAUUUAUUUUGAUGAAAAAUAACGAUGGAAGAAAAAAAAAAAAGGAAAAAAUGCAUGAAUAAAAAUAUUAUAUUAUUGCCAAAUUUAAA
Xenopus tropicalis (tropical clawed frog) is the source of this 2155-nucleotide messenger RNA. RefSeq names its product APC membrane recruitment protein 2 (gene amer2). Gene Ontology annotation, cellular component: plasma membrane. Lineage: Eukaryota; Metazoa; Chordata; Amphibia; Anura; Pipidae. The coding region runs from base 94 to 1794 and encodes 566 amino acids. The transcript has 2 exons. The record is from RefSeq and is marked validated.